AUGGUUGACUUAUGUGAAUUGCAUGCAUGGAUCGAUACACAUUCAUUUUCACGACCAAAACGUAAUUUAAAUCGUGAUUUUGCUGAUGGAGUUUUAUUAGCUGAAUUAUUAAAGUAUCAUUAUCCAAAUUUGGUUGAAUUACAUAAUUACUCUCCACAAAAUUCGUUACAACGAAAAAUUGAUAAUUGGGAAACAUUAAAUCGUAAAGUAUUAAAAAAAUUAAAAUUGGGUAUUACAAAAGCAAUGAUGGAACAAAUUGCAACAGCACAUCCUGGUGCUAUUGAAAAAGUGCUAGCACGCCUUAAAACGAAAAUUGAACAAGAAAAUAUGUGUAAACGUGAUAAAGAUGAUGAUUCGGAGCAUUCAGAUAUAUCCGAAGUAACAGGAGCAUCAAUUCGUAUCCCAAUUCGUGUUAAAAAUGAUAAUAAUGAUGAAAUGGUUGUAGAACAAAAAAUGUCUGUUGAUAUUAUUGCUAGAAAGUUUGAAGAAUUGGAAGAGAAAAAUGAGGCUGUUAAAAUAUUGAAUCAGAAGGUAGAGCAUUUAGAUUGUUUAAUUCGUUUAAAAGAUCAACGUAUCGAAGAUUUAACAAGGCAGCUGCAAAAGUAUCAUAGCUUCGGACAA
Chrysoperla carnea is the source of this 621-nucleotide messenger RNA. RefSeq names its product sperm flagellar protein 1-like. The transcript is spliced from 4 exons. Gene Ontology annotation, biological process: regulation of cytoskeleton organization. The record is from RefSeq and is a predicted model, not a curated record. Lineage: Eukaryota; Metazoa; Arthropoda; Insecta; Neuroptera; Chrysopidae. Gene Ontology annotation, molecular function: microtubule binding. Gene Ontology annotation, cellular component: axoneme. The annotation marks the transcript as partial.